Molecule: messenger RNA, 6376 nt
Organism: Bipolaris sorokiniana ND90Pr
Lineage: Eukaryota; Fungi; Ascomycota; Dothideomycetes; Pleosporales; Pleosporaceae
Exons: 3
Coding region: 96-6020 (1974 amino acids)
Biological process (GO): termination of RNA polymerase II transcription
Cellular component (GO): nuclear body
Molecular function (GO): transcription termination site sequence-specific DNA binding; helicase activity
Source: RefSeq, a predicted model, not a curated record
GUCUUGGGGGCGCUCAAUGCUGGGUUGUGGCUUGGCAUCUCAAAGGGACUUGUGAAAGGGCAUUCCGUCCCAAGUGAGCGUCUUGGUGAGAGAGUAUGGCGGAAAUACUCGAGAAGAUAAACGAGCUUCGAGAGCUGCCCGAAGACCAGCAUCUCUUCUGUCCCCGCAUCGGCGACGAUGGGUCUGUUUACUACGAUGAAGACAUCGCCGCCUACCCACCGGAAACCGACCCCGCCGAACUCGAAGAUCGCAGGAUAAAGAUCCAGGCAGCCGAGGAGCGGAAAUGGACGGCACUCAAGGCGACAGAGAUAUUGGCAUUUGAUGGAGAGGAAGCAGCACCACACAAGGAAUGGCUAAUUAGCCGGCUCAACCACCUGAUGCAGAGCUGCGAUGUCUGUGUGAGGGUCUUCCAUCAGUCCAGAGCCGAGUGGCGGACACGUCUACUCGACUCGUAUGACGAGGAGAACAUCGGCCCAUUUCUAGAGGUGGUGGAUGCUCAAUGCUUGCAACGAAUACACAAGGGCCUGGAUGAGGCGGCCGAGAUCCUUUGUAAAGCCGAACCGAAAACACGCUCAGUACGACUGCUGCCGAACGAAUGCACUUAUGGCUUCUUCGAAGCCUUGAGCUGCGAUGCACUAAUACGGAACGAGGAGCUCCUCCAGAAACACUUUGACGCUCCCUUCGACAUGGUUCAAACGAAGAAACGAUUAAAGAUUCAGACAUACCUUCCAGCCAUGACGCGCUUCUUGUUCAGCAGGGUCGAGCGGCGCCAAAAAUGGGCGACGGAGUCGUGGUCUACUUUCAAGCGCAAUAUGUUGAAGUCUGAGUGGGAUUGGGCUGUGCGGGACUACGUCACAAGUGCCAUGAUGAAGAUUCAGAUGUACAACCUCGACAUCUCCAUGGUACCUCUUUUUUGGAGUGGCGCGCGGCUCAUCGUUGCAAAGAUGGACAGAGAUCUCAUUACCGAAUCCUUGCGAGGGCUCGACGGAGAUUUCUACCGGCUGAUGCUCGAUCACCUUUCACUGAAAUCAGAGGGCUUCUUGGACUUGAUUGCGACAAUGAAGCAACUGCUCGAAAAGUCUCCAGUCGACUACUGGGACGGCAUGAAUGCGGUUACCCCAUCUAUUGCAACGGUAGUCGAACAAGUGUUCAACAGUCCCGUUUUCAACCAAAUACUCUUAGCAGCGGCGGAAGAUAAAGAGCAGAAUAUGAAUAACCUCCAUUCUGCCUUUGGCUGGAUACCGCCUUUUCUUGACUCGAUCAAGCUGGCAAAUCUUGGACCAGCAGUUCGGCCUUUUGCUCAAGCGCUCCUUGGCCGCUUUCAAUCAGACAAAUACCCGCAAAAGUCUCGGGAAUACUGCUACAGGGAAGGUCUUAAAGUACUGGACUAUGCAUUCCGCAAAAUGGGAGAAGGCAAGACUAUUGAUAGAUUUGUUGGCCAGCCCACCGUCAACAGCAUGCUUGACGUGCUAUCUACCUACAUACAGGCACUUGUCGUGAACUUGAAGCGUUUCAAGGCAAGUAAAGAGGAUCAAGGGGACUUUCAAUUAGCACUCUCGGUCAUUGAGCAUGCUUUCAAGCUCGAGGCACAGUCUUUGAUCAUCGAGAGGCAAUUGAUCUCUGCGAAGCAGCCAUCGCCCACUGAGACACCACCGUCCAGUCCCAUCUGGAAGACUGUCUUGAAGGCGAUUGGCCCCGACAGCUUAGAACUUGCAACGCAUAUGCUCAUUGCCGGGAGGGGCCUGAUCGGCCUUGAACCACUGCAGAUGAAGUCAGGUGUGGACAAAGUGCCCCCGACGGUGCGCCAUUUCAACGAUCGCUUUAGGUUGUUAUCUCAAUCUAUUACCGAUGUCGUGGAGAAGAUGUCUGAAUUUGAGCCCAGCUUGCUGCAAGCGCUGUUUGGCCAACAACCCGCAGCCAGCGCAAUUGUCUCGUUGAUGUUCUCAUCCACGGAGGAUACCCGCAACUCCGCUAUUGAGCUUUUGAAGGUCAUCAGUGGAGAAGAAGAGCGCCGCGGGGCACUGCAACACAUACUAAAGGCCCAUUACAGACAUGUCGUGCGAGGUAUCUCAGAUUCAGUGCGGCAGGUCAGGUUGAAGAAGGCAUUUUCUCCUGUGCCUAGUAUGAUCAGGUCUUGCAACGACAUCAUCGACAUCAUUUGCAAUACUCAGGACGGUAUCUUGCGUGGCCGAGAAUACGAAUCCGGAGACGCCGCGGCGACGAUGAACCUGUGGGAGAACCUUUGGGACUCGCUCACUAUGAUCUUUGCAACGACCGAAGCCUGGAGUAAUUUGGGCUUCUAUGACAAGGCCAUGAUGAUGGAUUUUUGCAGAGACACUAUGCAAUUUGCUGAUGUCCUGUUUGACCAGUGCAGCAUUUUCGUGACUGCCUUAAAACCUCCUUCCACAGAUGAUGAAGAGACCACGUCAAAAACUCAGUUGCUGAAAGAGCUUCUAGCACGACCUGCGAAUGCUAUGGAAGGUCUGGCAAGAUGGUUGCGUCUCCGCGAUGAGUUCUUGUCGAGUAAAUCCGUUACCUUGAUCAGCAAGCUACUUGUCAGGUUACACCGGGUAUCCAUUGAGAUUGAUGCUGAAACGCUCUCGUACAUGGAGCGCGUGCUUUCAGGAGAUGUGCGCGCGAAGCUCAGCGAUACGCAGCAGGCUGAGCUGCAACAGGCUUUGGAGGAGCAUCUCGGACGCCCGCUUGUCAAAGAAGAAGAGCCUGUUAAGCCCAAGCAAGUUUCCAUCAGCAAAUGGAUGGCUCCUGGUGCUACUUCAUCGUCACCAGCUGAUGCCAAAGCCAAGUUGCUUGCUAGUAUGACUUCUGGAUCUAGCAAGUUCCAAGAGCGACGAGAGCAGAUGAGGGCUGCAGAAAAAGCCGCGCAGAAGGCAGCUGAAGACAAGAAGAAUGCUACGCAAGCCGAGUUCAAACGCAAGCGGCAAUUAGACAAGGAGAAACGCGAGAGGGAGAAGGCCGCUGCGGUUGCCAAGGCCAAAGCAGCUAGGGGCAUCACUGCUGAAGCUGGUUCUGGACUGGAAGGUUUGGGAGUCUUGGGCAAAGAUCAGGCUGCAAAGGGCGAAGGCUUGAUGCAUUCAUCUGACGAGUCGUCAGAUGAAGAGGGAGACAUUGACGAAGACCUCUUUGGCAUUAAGAAAGAAAGGGUCAAGGCCGGACCCAGAACAAACAUUGUCAACGAAGUCAAAAUUCAAAUGCCGACGAAGAAGAAGAGGGCUCAAAGAUCUGCCAAGGACAUGCGCGCUCGUUUGGCACCUGAUCUUAGUAGCUUACAUCGUACUAUCCUCAGCUGGAACUACUUUCACGAAGGCGACUUUCCGCCAAAGUCAAGACCAGAGCUGUAUUCCAAGGUCCUUAACACCUUCCGCACACCCAACGACUACCAAAAUACUUUCGAGCCGCUUCUAACCCUUGAAGCGUGGCAAGGCUUUGUCAAAGCUCGCGAGGAGAACCAAGCCAGGCCGUACGAGAUACGCAUCACAUCGCGAGCUGCCGUCGACAUGUUCCAGGAGAUUGGUAGCACUAUGACACAUGUCGAGAACAGGGAAGUGUUCAUCUCUGAAGGUGACAUUAUUCUCUUUUCGCAGUCCAAGAAUCCCUCGGCUGAGGAGCCGACUUGCCUUGCCAGAGUAUUCCGCGUGAAGCGAAAGCAACAGCAUAUUGAAGUCUCAUACCGCGUUGUACCAGGCAACCCGCUCAACUCGGCGCUGCAGCCAAACAACACUCUGCUCGGUACCAAGCUGCAGUCCAUCACUCCUCUGGAACGUGAAUAUGGUGCGCUCAAGGGUCUUCAGUACUACGAUCUAUGCGAUGAGAUCAUUCGGGCGAAACCAUCUCCUCUUCUCACCUACAAGGAUAGCCAGAUCCAGCCGCUCAUCUCUAACUACAAUGUCAACACUGCACAAGCGAAAGCCAUCAAGUCAGCUAUUGAUAAUGAUGCAUUCACUUUGAUCCAAGGUCCCCCUGGUUCUGGAAAGACCAAGACCAUUACUGCCAUUGUAGGAGCUAUCCUCAGUGACAGCCUUCGCAAUCGUGGCACCACUAUUUCUGUUCCCGGUCAGCAGCGAUCAGAGGCUGCGUCAAAGAAGUUACUGGUCUGUGCGCCCAGUAACGCAGCCGUUGAUGAGUUGGUGAUGCGUUUCAAGGACGGGAUCAAGACGCUGAAUGGCGAGUCGCGCAAAGUCAACAUUGUGCGUUUGGGACGAGGUGAUGCUAUCAAGGCCAGUGUGCAGGAUGUGACACUUGAGGAGCUUGUCAACCAGCGAUUAGGUGUCGAUCCAUCGGACAGCAAGGAUAAAGAGGCAACGCAAAAGCUUUUCCAGGACCACAAGAAGAUCUCAGACCAGCUCAAGCAAGCUUACCAGCAGCGAGACUCUGGCGAGGUCAAGGGUGACGCUGCCGCCAAGCUUGAAGAAGACAUCAAUGCUCUACGCAGGCAAAAAACGGCUCUCGGAACAAAGAUUGACAACGUAAAAGACGAUGAGAAGCUUGCCAGCCGUAAUGCCGAUCUCAACCGACGAAGGGCUCAGGAAGCAGUUUUGAACGAGGCACACGUCAUUUGUGCAACGCUGAGCGGAUCCGGUCACGAAAUGUUCCAGGGUUUGAGCAUUGAGUUUGAAACCGUUAUUGUUGACGAAGCCGCCCAGUGUGUUGAGAUGAGCGCACUCAUUCCCCUCAAGUACGGAUGUGCCAAGUGUAUCUUGGUCGGAGAUCCGAAGCAAUUGCCUCCAACAGUCUUUUCUAAAGAAGCGGCGCGCUUCCAGUACGAACAGAGUUUGUUCGUCCGCAUGCAGAAGAAUCAUCCAAAUGAUGUGCAUUUGUUAGACACACAGUACCGUAUGCAUCCGGAAAUCAGUUUAUUCCCCAGUCAGACAUUUUACGAUAGCAGACUGUUAGAUGGUGGCGACAUGGCUGGGCUUCGCAAGCAGCCGUGGCAUCAAAGCAUGGUCCUUGGACCAUAUCGCUUUUUCGAUGUCAAAGGUCAGCAGGCGGCUGCGCCAAAGGGUCAUUCGCUUAUCAACGUUGCUGAGAUCAAAGUUGCAAUGCAACUGUAUAAGCGACUGACCUCUGACUACCCCGACUACGACUUCAAGGGCAAAGUCGGCAUCAUUACGCCUUACAAGAGUCAGUUGCGUGAGCUGAAGCAGAGUUUCAUGCAGGUGUAUGGCCAGAGCAUUAUCGAAGACAUUGAUUUCAACACCACGGACGCUUUCCAGGGCCGUGAAAGCGAAGUCAUCAUUUUCUCCUGCGUGCGAGCCUCUCCAGCAGGUGGCAUUGGUUUCCUUCAGGAUAUCCGUCGUAUGAACGUCGGUCUUACGCGUGCUAAAUCAUCUCUCUGGGUUCUCGGUAACUCUGAAUCGCUUCAGCGAGGACAGUAUUGGAACAAGCUGAUUGUGAAUGCCAAAGAGAGGAACCGGUUUACUGAUGGUGACGUUCCAAAGAUGCUGAACCAGCAUUCGAGCAAGUUCCCUGCACCAAAGGAAGGAUACGUGCAGCCCAACCGGCCUACACCCGAAGUCAAACCAGAAGUCAAGUCUGAGCCCAUGAGCAGAUCGGGAAGCAACCAGUCUGGCAGCACCUCAUCCAGCUCAGACGCAAAGCACAUCAAGCAAGAAAUUAAGCAGGAAAUCAAACAAGAAAUCAAAGCCGAGCACAAGCUCGUCCAACACACCAAGCGCAAACUGGACCAAGAACCCAACGGCGUAGACAGCCUUAAACUAGAAAGCAGCGAUGUCGAAAUGGACGAUAUCGCCUCCGACGCCGCCUCGACCCCUAUGAACGGCGGCAGCGGCCGCUCAACCCCAGCUCUCGCCGACCCAUCCCGCCAAAACCCCACAACAACAAGUACAGACGCGACCAACGGCAGCGGCGCCACAAACGGUAGUACCGUCCCACUUCCAACCGACGUCAUAGGAGGCAUGUCCAUGGCUAAACCCAAAAUACGGCGUCGUCCCCGCGAACCCGCAAAUCCUUUUAUCAAGAAUAAGAAACCAAGGACUGGGUAAAAGAUACCUAUGCUUCAGCAAAGCGUGGAAGCGGUUAGAUGGCGCAUAGGUCUAGCGGUGCUGCAAGAAAGCGUAGCUGGGGGUGGAGAUUUUUUUCUUUUGUGAUUUGCCAAAAUCCAUGUGUACGAAAUAGCGAGUGUAUUAGCAUUAAAACUGGCGCUUUUGAGGAGCGGGGACAACAUUUAUCGAGUGUGGGGUCCGCAUGGGUUUUUUUAUCUAGGUACUAGCUACAUUUGAUACGUACUGCAUAUGUUUAUUUUACUUUUUUUUUGACAGAGACGACAUGGGUCAACUUCCCCCCCCCUCUUCCAUUUAUUUUUUUGGGAUUUCAAACUUUGCCAUCCCAGUUUGCUACG